GUUUGGAAGCAGCUGAGGAAUGAGUUAGGUCCCGGUUGUGGGAUUUUUUUUUAAGUCAGAGACAGACACAGCUGUUGAGCAAAAUGCAGACUCCACAGAAAACCCAAAGCCUCAGACCCUUCAAGCAGAGGAAGAGCUUAGCAACCAGACAAGAGGAAGUUGCUGGAAUCCGGGCAAAGUUCCCAAACAAGAUCCCGGUGAUAGUGGAACGCUACCCCAGGGAGAAGUUCCUGCCUCCGCUGGACAAGACCAAGUUCCUGGUCCCACAGGAGCUGACCAUGACCCAAUUCCUCAGCAUCAUCCGGAGCCGCCUGGUCCUCGGGGCCACCGAAGCCUUUUAUUUGCUGGUGAACAACAGGAGCCUGGUCAGCAUGAGUGUGACCAUGGCAGAAGUCUACAGGGACUACAAGGACGAGGACGGCUUUGUGUAUGUGACCUACGCCUCCCAGGAGAUGUUUGGCUGCUCGGGGUCAGCUCGGACCCUGCCAUACUCUCUAGUGCGUGUCAAGAGCCAGUCCUCUAACCUGUGGAGGGACGGACUGCCUCCUGUGUGUGUGGCGGGCGGUCCAGGGAACAGGGCUGCCCCUCAGUGAUCGGCACCCCCCACAACAGGAAGGUCUGGCCGCCCCUGUUAUCUUUAUGGGGCUCCAUGCUCUGUGUGCUCUAAGACAGUGGGCUGGCUCUUGGGAACUCUGGACAUACUAAGUCUCUUCUGAGUAAGAAAUGGUGAGCUUGUAUGAUGGUUUUGUGUGGUGAGCUGGAGAUGGAUUUUACAUGUCUUCUGUGGUGGGAGCGGCAGGCCCUUGGGGAGUUUGAUUUCACCCCCGUGUGGGGACGAGUCCCACGUGUGCUCGGUCAUAGGGAACCUCGGGCUGUGGACGGGUCCCUGUGGAGCCCCCAUGUGGAGCCGGUGUGAACCGGCUCAUCUGGAGGCGGGGGUCCUUCUCCGUAUCAUUACAGAGAUGACCUUUGUAUUUCCACAGCGUUCGCUCAAUUUGCUUAUUUCCUCUUCGAUUCUGUUGUGUGUACUUAUGCAGUACAGAUUUAUGCCAAAGAUUCAACUGUUCAAUAUAAAGUCACUUAACUCCUGUGCAUGUUUGCUAUGUGCCAGGCACCCUGUGUGCUCAUCACAACCCUCUAUGGCUAAUUAUUGUGAUCUUCAUUACACAAUGAGGAAAUGGAGGCCCAGAAAGGUCAAAAAUAUUUUCCAAACUCACACAACAAGGUCUGCUGGGAUGGGAGCCCAGGGAGUCUGGCUUUGGAAGCUGCCCGCAGUCAUUCUCUGCGAGAACCCCUUCUGAUGAGGUUACUCUGAGAGAUCCACCUGGCUGCUUGAGUUACAGAGCCCACGUUCACCAAUUUAGCCCAUGGGGAGACCUGCAAAGUGGGGUGUGCAGGAGAGCUUGGCAAAUGAAUGACAGUGGGUGUUUUGUUUAGAAGCUGCAGCACAAAGUACCAGCAUAUUUGUCGGGGAAGGCUUUGCAGGGUGUUCAGCUUGAGCAGGGUUUUGAAGCAUGGAUAGGAGUUUGUCUCGAAAGGAUUUUUACUUAUUUAUACUCAACAUACAUUUACUGAGCACUUACUAAAUGGUAAGCACUAUUCUAGGUCGUGGAAAUACAACAUUAACCAAGACAGGAAAGGUCCCAGCCCUCAGGAGUCACUUCAAUUCCAGGGAGGGAGAAAAGACAAUAUUCAAGAUGAGUUUAGAUGCUUAUUAAGUACAAUAAAGAAAAAUAAAACAAAACAGAAGGUGAUUCAAAGAUUUAAUCCUUUCAGUAGGAUGGCCAGAGAGAGCUUCUGGGAGGGAAGAACUUUCACUUGGACCCGAAGGAUGACCACGAGCCAGUGGUGGAGGCUGAGCAUGCCAGGGAGGGAAGGUGGCCGGGCAGAUCCAAACAUGUGAGCCUGACAAACAGAGAGGAUUCUGGGCGGAGGCAGCGGGGAAGGGGAGAGAAGUUAAGCAGGGGCCAGGUCUACAGGGUCAACUUUGCUAAGGUGUUUGGAGUUUGUUUUAAGGUUGCUAAGUAGGAAAGGAGAAGCAUUCUAACUGGAGAAAGAGGCUCAGGGAAGGUGUGAUCUCCCCCCCCUACGUCACGGAGCUGGCCUGUGUCCUCCGCUCACUCUGGGCAUCAGCUUCCUGACUCCCAGGCAGCCAGCCUGCCCUCUCUCCUGCCCUCGGCUGUCCUUUCCCUGCCCGGCUUGCCCGCUUUACCACUCUACUCACUUCCUCUAACACCCAUUCAUCGAGUCCUCUUUGCCAUCUGCCAAAGAAAACAGUGCCUGCCAUGCUUGUUCUUCAGACACAUCCUGUUGCUUCACCUUGAGGGAUGAGUAUUCUUCCUGAAUGAAUCUACGUCCCAGGACUGACUCUGACCUUGAUGAGAGGUGGUUGGCCCUGGACAGCCACCUAACUGCCGGUGCCCGGGGCUGGUGCUCCUGCUCUCAGCCUUAUCCAUUUCCGUGCCUGCUCUGGAAUCCAGCAUCUAAGCUUGUCGUCAUGCUGGGUCAUAGCUGGGUGAGCUGCUGUGUUCUGUUCGGUCUCCAAGACCGUUCCCAGUAUGGCUUCCAUCCUGCAUCAACCCCUGGCUGCCUUGUUUGCGGUGCACAGUGUUUCCUGCUGCUAUCUAACCAACCAGCCAAAAUUCAUAGGUGGCAUAGAACAGUCCGGGCUUUUUUGUGCUCAUGGUGUCUGUGGGUAAGGAUUCCAGAAAGUGCACAGUGACCACAGCUUGUCUCUGCUCCCUGACGUCUGGGGACUCAGCUGGGAGACCCGAAAGGCUGGGAGUGACUUGAACAGCUGGGAGCUGGAGUCAUCCAGAGGCUUCUUCAGUCUCUUAUCUGACUCCUGGGCCAGAAUGGCCCAAGGUGGGCCCAGCUGAGCCUGGAGGGGCUCCAUGUGGCCUUUCUCAGCGUGGGUUCCUGGACGGCCAUCCUCAGGAGCAGCGGGAGGGCACCGCAAUCCAAGGAGCCAAGACUGCAGCUGACCUGUCCCUAGGUGAUGAAUCUCAAUUGAUUUUGGUCAGGAUUUUUUUUCUUUAUUUUCUUCACAUCUACUCAGAUGCAUAAGAUUAAUUGGCAAUGUGUCCUUCAAUAAAUUAUGACUUUUCUGUUAUGGUA
Leptonychotes weddellii (Weddell seal) is the source of this 3117-nucleotide messenger RNA. RefSeq names its product microtubule associated protein 1 light chain 3 gamma (gene MAP1LC3C). Gene Ontology annotation, biological process: autophagy. The record is from RefSeq and is a predicted model, not a curated record. Lineage: Eukaryota; Metazoa; Chordata; Mammalia; Carnivora; Phocidae.